AUGUAUGUUGUUGAGAGCAAAGCGGGAGCUAUAGGAUGUAUGAUACUUUCGCUAUGUUGUUUGGGAAGUUGGCCAGCGAUUUUGACUCUGUUGGAGAGAAGAGGUCGUCUUCCUCAACAUACUUUUCUUGAUUUCACAACCGCUAAUCUCUUGGCCGCAAUUGUGAUCGCGUUUUCGCUCGGUGAGGUUGGAAAAAGCACGUUUCAAACACCCGACUUCACCACUCAGCUCCCCCAGGACAAUUGGCCGUCUGUAUUAUUCGCAGUCGUAGGCGGCGUGCUUCUAAGCGUUGGGAAUUUAGCGACUCAAUACGCUUUUGCGUUUGUCGGUUUAUCAGUUACCGUAGUUAUUACCGCAAGCAUCACCGUUGUCAUUGGUACGACGUUGAAUUAUUUCUUGGACGACAAGAUUAACAAAGCCGAGAUCCUUUUUCCCGGAGUUGGUUGCUUCUUGCUCGCUAUUUUCCUCGGCGCUGCGAUUCAUUCCUCUAACGCAGCUGAUAUCAAGUCCUUACCUAGCGGGUAUAAAUCCGAGACACGAGAUUUCUACUCCAUUAAAAAAGGUGAAGAAAACCCUGAAAAAGAGAAAACCGACGUCGAGUCUCAAGAGAAAGCAGCGGAGAAGGCUAAAGCAGGGACUGCAGGAUUCCUUGUAGAGCUAGAGAACAAAAGAGCAAUCAAGGUCUUUGGAAAGAGCAUAAUGAUCGAACUGUUCAUAACGCUCUUCGCCGGAAUCUGCCUCUCUCUGUUCUCUCCUGCAUUCGUUGUCUACACCGCCUUCUUCUACUUCUCGAUCGCCGGUUUCCUCAUCGCUCUGAUUCUAAACCUAAUCUUUCUUUACCGACCUAUGGUGGGCUUAGCGAGAUCAUCGCUAAAGAAGUAUGUAAACGACUCAAAAGGUAGAGGUUGGGCUGUUUUUGCUGGCUUCUUGUGUGGGUUUGGCAACGGUUUACAGUUCAUGGGUGGCCAAGCCACUGGAUAUGCAGCUGCGGACUCUGUCCAAGCACUUCCUUUUGUAAGCACGUUUUGGGGGAUAAUUUUGUUUGGAGAGUAUCGGAGAUCGUCGAGGAGAACUUAUGUGCUUUUGGUAAGCAUGUUGGUCAUGUUUAUUGCGGCCGUUGCGAUACUCAUGGCGUCCUCCGGUCACCGGAAAUGAUUAGCUUUUCUUAGUUCUUCUGUUAUAUGCUUCACAUGUGUAUUGUAAGUUACUUAACAUGUGCAAUACGUAUAUACGGCCAUAUUGAC
Molecule: messenger RNA, 1244 nt
Organism: Thlaspi arvense
Lineage: Eukaryota; Viridiplantae; Streptophyta; Magnoliopsida; Brassicales; Brassicaceae
Source: the annotation of a GenBank genome assembly